Pecten maximus is the source of this 6040-nucleotide messenger RNA. RefSeq lists its product as uncharacterized. Lineage: Eukaryota; Metazoa; Mollusca; Bivalvia; Pectinida; Pectinidae. Bases 224 to 3208 code for a protein of 994 amino acids. The record is from RefSeq and is a predicted model, not a curated record. The transcript has 11 exons.
CAAAAAGAAGAAAAGCUGGAAAGUGAAAUCAUACUUUCCUCUCACAGGAAGAGCAGAAAACAGGGGCAAGGAAUUUCUACACGAUGACCUCAUCUAUCUCGCAAAGAAAGUCUCAGGCUGUAGUGAGGACCAACUGAGUCCAGGGUCGAGUGACUGUGACAUUUCUCCAGCGGAGGACGACCAGGACUAUGUCCAUCUCGGCUUCUUUCUGGACCGAAGAGGGAUGUUUAAGUGCUUAAAACAAGAAGGACAACAUCACCGUGACCAUGACAAUAUGGACUAUUACUACCAACUGGAGAUAUGGAAGGGCAAUAUAAAUGGAGCAUUACGAUUGGCUAGGGAGCGAGAGGAACUCUCUGAUUGGUUGGUUUCUAUGGCACCAAUGGCAAACUUUGACUCAUGGAUAACAGUUUGUGAGGACUACGCCACUCAGCUAGAAUCAGAGGGACAGUACCACAAAGCAGUCACCUAUCUACUGGCAGCACAGAAAGUCUAUGAAGCCAUUGAACUGUUCAGGCGACACCGCCUAUUCAAGGAGGCCAUAGCCCUAGCCAAGGUGAGGUUGUCUCCCUUUGACCCUGUACUGGAGGAAUUGUACACGCUGUGGGCACAACAACUCACGAGGGACGGCAACUACGAACAGGCGGCAAAAUGUCACCUAGCGAUGAAGCAAGUACAGGAUGCUGCCCUGUUAUUGGCCAGGAGAUACAACCAAUCAAGUUUGAGGACAGCCAGUCACAUCUGUCUUGUGGCAGGAGAGAAACAGCAAGGUCUUCUGUACGCCUACAAAGUAGCCCAGCAGUACUGCCUCCAGUCGGAGUGGAAGGAAGCUUACACUUUCCUCAAGGAACAGAAGCCCUUCCAGUGUGUAACUGCGGUGACGGCCAUGCAUGAGCUACUAAUGUACGAGGUACAGAAUGUUCCACUAGACAGUGUGUCUAUAGACAAGGACAAGUUCACUCUGUGGAGCCACAUGGGAAGUUCCAAGGUGUUACUACCUGACUUCAUGUUGGACGCCAAAGAGAAUGAACCGAUAUCUCCCUGGCAGCCAUACCUAAUCGACGGCCACACCUUUCCCCACCACGUGCUGCGUAUUCUUCACUCCAGUCUCGGCGUCAGUAUGGACACCACCAAUCUAGAGGAUAUGUACAAAGCUCUUAGCGUGCUCCAUGCUGGUCGCCAGCUCCAGACUGACCUUCUACAGUUGCUGGGCCAGGUGAGUAUGGACCUGGUACUCUGUCUGUUGUCCCUGUUGAUGUCAGAGACCCCCACAGCCAUAUCCCACUUACUUCAGGCCAUCAGUCUUCUCCACGAGGCCGGCCACUACGACCUGAUGGAGCUCAUUCUCCGACUCUUCCUUCCACAAGGGCCAAAGUACUUUCUGAAGCUACAACAGGAGGUGACAGCCAUGCGGGUAGUGAUCAGUAUGGACAAUCAUAGUAAUGUAGACGGAGCCUCGAAGGUCCACACCAUCAAACGUUACCUGUCGGAGAUCAGGGAAGAUGAUACCGUAUCCAAUGCCAAUCUCCGCUGUCGAGAACUUGACUGUCUCAGAGCAUACUACUACCUGGUCAUAUUAAACUUCCUCAGAGAGAAGCUCUCUAAAACUAAGACACCAAAUGACAAAGCUGUCUGUUCUGAUUCACCCACAGUGAGGGAAGCCUCACCUGUAGCUCAUUCUGGGGGUCAAAGUUCACCUCCGGAUUCUACCAAUGUAUCUGCCACAGACCAUGUGAGGACAGAGGACUUGUGUAUGCCAGUUACGUCGGUAGCUGGUGAAGAAAUCUGUGAUAGGAUUGGAAAUCCCUGUGAAAACAAGAAUAAAGACAAUAGUGAUGAUGUGAAGGACAUGUCCAAGUGUAUGGCAGAUGGUCAAGCACAAAAUUUAACCAAUAAAAUACCUUCGAUGCCUUUGCCUCAACUUAGUGAGAAUUGUGAUAAAACUGCUCAAAAGGAAAGAGAAAACACAUCAUCUGAUGGAAGCGUUGAUAAAUCCCCAUCAACAUUGACCCUUCAAGGUCGUGAGGAGGUGGAAUCUUCUGUGUCAGACAAAAUAGAAAUUGCACAAGGUCAAGACUUUAUAAACAAAGAAGCUAGGGAAAGUUCACCAGUUGAUAAGGAAUCAGAUGUUGAUAAAAAGUGUUCAGAUAUUGUCAAGGACAAGAAUCGAGAUAUGCCAUUUUCCUUUGAUACCUGUCAGAAUGAUUCACCCACGUACCAUUUAACCUUGCCCCUGCUAUCCCACCUGGCUAGAGGCCUUUUGUGGGACAUGCAGGGAAAGAGGUUUGCCCUCACAGAGACACUGGGCUACAUUCAUAAAGCCAUAUCUCAACUCCUACUAGCUCAGAAACCUAGUGCUCUGCCAGGAGGUCAGAAUGAGGCUUUAGCCAUUGGACAACUGGCAAUGGUGAGAGACAGACAUAAUAACGGUCAUUCAGACUCGGACAGUGUUAUAAACCACCGCUCACUCUCUGAUACUGCUUCGGCUGCUCCACUCUCUCCAGAGCCUCCUAGACCAGAUGGAGGAUCACCUAAGAAACGUCACAACAGUGAACCAGUCCUAGAAAGAUCUGUGUCUAAUACAACAGCAAGUGUCUCUUGUCCGUUCCACGGUAGUGCUAUGUUUGCUCGAUCUGUUUCCAUUGAUAGUGGUGCUGCUGACAUCAAUGUGCCACUACACGAACAUUUAGGUUCUCUUGACCUUGACCUUGAUCCUGCCUCUGACAGUGCAUUCAGCAUCUGUUCAUCGUGUGAGUGGCUGACAAAGUCACGGAAGGUUCUAUGGGAGGAUGAGCCUCACCCACAUUCACAUCACGGCGCAGAGCAUCAGGGUCAUCACGGGAAAGGGAAGAUCACCAGCAUUGUAAAUCCAGCCAAGUACAUCAACGUUCCAGAUGAGUGGUACAACACUGCCGCUGACCAGAAGUACUGCAUGCCCUACGUCACCAUGGCUAUCCUGAAGGACGAACAGGAGUAUGUGAUGCGUGAACUAAAGCGAGGCCCAGACGCCCUACAGAUGCCGUUCCCUAACCCCCUGGAGUCAGUCAAGCUGAUAUUGGAAGUCAGUUGUAAAAGUGCCUUCCUCAGUGUCACUGAGAAACACCAGUUCGCUGAGAAGGUGGUUUCCUGGGGAAUGAAGUUUUCAGUAUCAUCACAGCAAAAAGAAGCUCUCAUGGACUCGAUGCAUAGGACAUUGAUCCACGAAUAAACUUCGAACACCUGCAGUGUAAAUGGAUUUGUCAGUUUCAGGGUCUAUAUGUAACAUGUAGUACUGUAAGGAUAAAAGGUCAUAGUAAAUACAGAGCCCAUCCCAUGUUAGACAUAGUUUAACUAUCGAUGAUGAAUGUUUAGUGGAUGUAACCCUCUCGGAUACAUAUCUAGUCCCCACAUGCAGAUGUACUUCUCAUAAUGCAUACUUUCAGAAAGUUUCAUAAUGCAACAAGACAACUCAAAUUCACAAAAAUCCCUGUCUUUUAGUCACUGAAAAUUUUUAAUUUCUGUAUCUCAUAUCACUGUGAUAAUGUCAUUUCAGUUUAUAGAUAAUUCAAUGUUUAAAAUGUUUUCCAACUCUGUUGCCAAAAAUGUUCAAAAAAUCUGACUAUGGAUCCUCAGGCUGAGGGUCAUAUCGCAUUAAAACACACAUUCCUGGCUUUGAUUAUCGUGACAAUCCCGUACAAUAUAACUAUACAAACCAUUGUUUCCAAGUCUGUUGAGGACAACAUUUGAUGAAUUGUACCAUCAUGCCUUAUUCUAAACUCCUUGGAAAGCAUUAAUUCAAAUUAUCAUAUGAAAACUGUAUAAAAGUGUCAUUGUGAGACAUGCUGUGUGGAUUGUCUUUCGUAGGAGGUCCGAUACAGUAUUAGGUUUCCAUUGCCAAAAAAUAAUACCUUGGGAAGGACGUGCAUAUUGUAAAGAAUGACAAAGUCGUCAUUCUCACCACCAGCAUGGUAGUACUACCCCAAGUACUCUCAAAUCUCAAUAUACCUUAAUGUUGUCAUGUAUUUAUGAACAAGAAAUCAAAAUAUCAGAAAAAGGUAGCAUUGAAGAUCUGUUUAGUUUGUGGUGAACAACCCUGCAUGGAGAGUCGGGCCAUUUCAUUUGAAAUUUGUGUGUGUGUGACUGCAUGGUUUUUUUUCCCUAAUACUGUUAAAGGGAAAUGUUUACAACGUUUAUUUUUCACAAUUUUUUGUCUUUGAACAAAUUGGUCGAGUACAUGUAUCAUUUCUACACCAUACCUUUCAUACCUGUAAUAUCUGCAAGAGUUAUCUCACCAUUUUUUAAUCAGUUUUCAUGAUUAUAUAAAAACUGUUCCAAAUUACUUGAUUAACUUUUUCAGCAUGAAAUCUCCACAACACAUGUCCUGGUAAUAAAGCAUAUACUUUUAGAGCUAUUUUUUUAUAUAGAUUAUUUUUAAAUUGUUGAAAUAAGUGCUAUAGAAAUUUAACUUUAAUAAGUACAGAAGUAAGAUAUCAUUUUGUACAUCUAAUGUAUAUGGCAAUAUCAAGGAAUUUUGAGAUGUAAACAAAUAUCAAUAUGCAUUUAUUACAACACAAUCUCAAAAUUGUCUUUUUUCAUUGUUUGUGACUGUUUGUCUUUUUUCAUUGUUUGUGACUGUUUGUCCAACUGCAGAGAUAUUAUCUAGGUCAAGGUCAUUAUAAGGUCACACAGUCAUUAUAAAUUUGUCUGGUGACCUUUUACUAUACAUAUCGGUCAGCAGUGGUGGAAGGAUAGGAAUGAUAUGACAAUUGUUGAAGGUGACAUUGAAAAUGUAAGACUGUAUGGUACAGUCAAGGUUUAUCGUAGUUUAAAGUCUGACUGUCCAGUUAACGGGUCACGUAUAUAAAUGACAGUACAGGAAUCAGAUCACUUUUAUUAGUCCCCUACCGGUGGAUCAAGGGGGACUAUAGUUUUCCUCCCCAUCUGUCUGUCAGUCUGUCCACUCAGUUUUCCACACUUUUCUCAGCCAUCCUCCCCAUCUGUCAGUCCGUCUGUCAGUCUGUCCACUCAGUUUUCCACACUUUUCUCAGCCAUCCUCCCCAUCUUGUCAGUCCAUCUGUCAGUCUGUCCACUCAGUUUUCCACACUUUUCUCAGCCAUCCUCCCCAUCUGUCAGUCCGUCUGUCAGUCUGUCCACUCAGUUUUCCACACUUUUGUCAGCCAUCCUCCCCAUCUGUCAGUCCGUCUGUCAGUCUGUCCACUCAGCUUUCCACACUUUUCUCAGCCAUCCUCCCCAUCUGUCUGUCCGUCUGUCAGUCUGUCCACUCAGUUUUCCACACUUUUCUCAGCCAUCCUCCCCAUCUGUCAGUCCGUCUGUCAGUCUGUCCACUCAGUUUUCCACACUUUUCUCAGCCAUCCUCCCCAUCUGUCUGUCCGUCUGUCAGUCUGUCCACUCAGUUUUCCACACUUUUCUCAGCCAUACUUAAAGAUAUGUUGGUGGAAGUCGGUAUGUAACAGUAGUAAGUGUAGCUACAGAUCAAGCUGGAGUUUCAGGGUUUUUGGGUCAAGGUCAAGGUCACAUACUAGGGGCAUUGUUAUCUUCUGUUUUAACUGCUUUAACUCAACUGAAAAUUUCUCUGAAAUUGAACAUUCCAAAGCAUGAAUUGUCACGAAUAUCUUAAGCAACACAAAAUCAAUCAUUGAAAAGCAGAUACUGUGUAUGAUAAUAUGUUGUAGUUUUCAUGACCUUGUCAAAAUGAAAUAUUCAAUUCAAACUUCAAAUGACUUGGUAGAUAUAGGAGGGCAGUUUGACAUAUAUAGGGCAUUACUAGUGUAUACUAAUAAGUGUACUUCAAAUCUGUAGAAUUGUUACCUUAGACUAUAAACAUCUGCCAAGUUCAUACUUAAAACAGAGCUCGGUAGUUACACAUAAAAUGUGUUGAAAUGUUAAUUAAUAUUACUUCACAGUUAUCAAAGGAAUGUAUACAGUAAUAAUUAAGUUUGUUAUAAUGUUAUAAUGUUAUAAUUGUACUAGGGUGCUGAUAAUUGGCAAUAGAGUCCCUCUGGGGUUAAACUAUCCCCUGCCAGAGUAAAACCGAAAGAUU